GAUUUUUUUGCGGGAGGAACCGGAAAGGAGGUGGCUUCCGUCGUCGCGAUGCUGGGAGUCGGCGGGCUGCGCGCCUCCGGGGUUCGUCUUUUAGGAGCCGCUCGGUCCGGGUUCCGGGACGGCUUCUCCCGGGCGGGGAAUCAGCAUAGUUGGGCCCUGCAAAUCAAACCAUGGAUAUUCAAUAAUUACAGUACCGUGUCGUUCAGAUCCUAUGGGAUGGCCUUUUCCUCUUUAAAUAGAUGGAACAGUUCCAGGCACCCUAGGAUGAAACUUCACAGUGCUUCACAGACCACAGUCGACAGCAGUGAAGUAAAAACCUUCCUGGCCCUGGCUCACAAGUGGUGGGAUGAACAAGGAGUGUAUGGGCCUCUUCAUUCUAUGAAUGACCUGAGAGUGCCAUUCAUUAGAGAUAAUCUUUUAAAAACAGUCAGUGAUCAUGAGCCUGGAAAACCUUUGUCUGGGAUGAAGAUUCUUGAUGUUGGCUGUGGUGGUGGAUUAUUAGCUGAACCUCUAGGCCGGCUUGGGGCUUCAGUUAUUGGAAUCGAUCCUGUGGAUGAGAACAUUAAAACAGCACAGCACCAUAAAUCAUUUGAUCCAGUUCUGGAUAAGAGGCUGGAGUAUAGAGCAUGUUCCCUGGAAGAGAUUGCGGAAGAGACUGUAGAAAUGUUUGAUGCAGUUAUAGCAUCUGAGGUUGUAGAGCAUGUAGUUGACUUAGAAACAUUUAUACAGUGCUGCUGUCAGGUAUUAAAGCCUGGUGGUUCUUUAUUCAUUACUACAAUUAACAAAACACAACUGUCCUAUGCUUUGGGAAUUGUUUUUUCGGAGCAAAUUGCUGGCAUUGUACCAAAAGGUACUCACACAUGGGAGAAGUUUGUGUCACCUGAAAAGCUAGAGAGCAUUCUGGAAUCAAAUGGGCUGUCAGUUCAGAAGGUGACAGGAAUGCUCUAUAACCCCUUCUCAGGUUACUGGCAUUGGAGUGCAAAUACCAGCCUUAAUUAUGCAGCUCAUGCUCUGAAAGCCAGGGUACAGGAAGCUGCAGAGCCUGCUGAGUUUGUGUUAAAGGAAGAACUGGAAGAGCUCCACGCUGAGCCUAAAGAGCUGAAGAAAUGAAUCCUUUCUGACAAGUGCAUUAAUGGGAUUUGGAAAUCUGAGGUUCCAAGAUAUAGAAAGUAUAUAGUUUGUCUUUUAAGAGAGAAUCAUGGAAAAGAGAAGGUCAAUAAAAAGGACUGCAUUGUUGAA
Ochotona princeps (American pika) is the source of this 1239-nucleotide messenger RNA. RefSeq names its product coenzyme Q3, methyltransferase (gene COQ3). The record is from RefSeq and is a predicted model, not a curated record. The transcript is spliced from 7 exons. Gene Ontology annotation, molecular function: 2-methoxy-6-polyprenyl-1,4-benzoquinol methyltransferase activity. Bases 49 to 1110 code for a protein of 353 amino acids. Lineage: Eukaryota; Metazoa; Chordata; Mammalia; Lagomorpha; Ochotonidae. Gene Ontology annotation, biological process: ubiquinone biosynthetic process.